AUGCCAACCAAAUCAUCCCUUCCGGAUGUCAAUGUUCCAGACCUUGACCUAUGGGCUUUUCUGUUCGAGCGAAAGGAUCGCAACUUUUCGGACGAUCAAGGUAUAGCCCAUCUCAUCGCGGCAGAAAUUUGUGGCUGACGUCUGGCAGUGAUAUACCGAGCCUGCACUGGCGACAGGAAGUAUACCUUUGCUGAAGUCAAACGAGCGGCGACAGCUUUCGGCGAGGGUCUGCGAGAUGCGUGGGAAUGGGAGAAGAACGAUGUACUCAACAUCUAUGCGCCGAAUGAUGUCGAUGUGGGGCCCGUGAUCUUUGGGACCUUCUUCGCUGGAGGAAUCGUGAGCCCUGCGAAUCCGGGCUACACCCCGGAGGAACUUGCCUAUCAACUGAACAAUUCUGGAAGCAAAGCGAUCGUAACGACAAAGGCUUUCCUUCCAGCCGCUCAAAAAGCCGCGGCAAAGGCCAACAUCCCCGAAUCAAGGAUCAUCUUGCUAGGAGAAGCAAGAGAUCAAUCCCGCAAAUUCAAGCACUGGACCGACAUCCGCAAGACGAGCCUAGAGAAUCGAUACCGACGUCGCAAGGCCAACCCAUCGAAAGACCUGGCCUUCUUAGUCUAUUCAAGCGGUACGACGGGCCUGCCGAAGGGUGUAAUGCUGUCACACACGAACGUCGUCUCCGAUCUUUGCUUGAUCAAUGGCUCAGUUGGAAACUCGUACCAAUCCGGAAGAGACAAGAUUCUCGGCGUGCUCCCUUUCUUUCACAUAUACGGCCUCACCGGACUCGUUCAUCAACCGCUUCACCGUGGAAUUGAAUUGGUGGUAAUGCCGUCCUUCGACCUUAAGCUCUUUCUCGAAAGCAUACAAACGCACCGAAUAACCUUCAUCUACGUCGCACCUCCGGUGAUAGUCCGCUUGGCCCGAGAUGAAAUGGUGAAAGACUAUGACCUCAGCAGCGUCAAAAUGAUGACGUCCGGAGCAGCGCCACUCACGCGCGAGCUCGUCGAUACUGUCUACAACAAGUACAAGAUCAAAAUCAACCAAGCCUACGGAUUAUCGGAAACAUCUCCCAUGACACAUACCCAGCCCUGGGAGGAAUGGUAUUCUUCAGUGGGCAGCGUAGGGAAGAUUUUCCCUAAUAUGACGGCGAAAUACAUGUCCGAGGACGGAACAGAAGUGCCAGCUGGAGAAGCAGGAGAGUUGUGGAUGGCUGGACCAAACAUCUUUCAAGGAUACUGGAAGAACGAGCAGGCAACUCGAGAAGCAGUAGUCGAGGCCGACGGAUUACGAUAUUUCAAAACGGGAGAUGUCGGCUUUCAGGACGAGAAGCACAACUUCUACAUUACAGAUCGAGUGAAGGAGCUCAUCAAAUAUAAGGGCUGGCAAGUGGCUCCCGCCGAACUGGAAGGGAAGCUCAUGGACCAUCCCCUCGUGAACGACAUCGCCGUCAUUGGAGUCGAAGACACAGAACAACAUACCGAAGUGCCUCGCGCGUACAUUGUGCACGCUGAGCGAAAAGACGCGGGCGAAUCAGAAACCGGUGUGCCAAGUAAGGAGACUGCCGCAGAUGCCGAGAACAUCAUCAAGUGGACGGCGGAGAGAGUCGCGAACCACAAGAGACUGCGCGGUGGAGUGAGAUUCAUCGAUGAGAUCCCGAAGAGCGCGAGUGGCAAGAUUUUGAGACGAUUAUUGAAGGAGAGGGUCAAGAAAGAGAGUGGGCCGGUCAAAGCGAAGCUGUAG
Lecanosticta acicola is the source of this 1734-nucleotide messenger RNA. The record is from the annotation of a GenBank genome assembly. NCBI's taxonomy places the organism in Eukaryota, Fungi, Ascomycota, Dothideomycetes, Mycosphaerellales, Mycosphaerellaceae.